UGAGUGUGAAUUUUAAAGUGCGCUGAGUUGGCCUUAUCUACCUGACUCUACCUUGUUUCCUUCUUUAUUUCGGUGACACUAUCUAUCUAUCUAUCAAAACACGAGCAUCAAUGGCAUCCACUUCACUCAUUUCAAUUCCCCUUUCAUCUUCUUCUUCUUCUCUUUACGCCCCUCACUCUCCUGCAUUCUUUUGCACCCUCAGACAUCAAUUUCAUCAAUACAGGAACCUCAAUUCUGCCUUUUCAGUUAAUGCACAAACCCUAGACUUCACCGGUUCAUUCUUUGAAGGUGGAAUUGGUUCCGGCGAUGACCCGAUUACUCCCGGAACCGGGUUUGCCGCUGUUGAGGAAAAAGAGGAACCGCAAUGCCCACCCGGACUCAGACAGUACGAAACCAUGGCGGUUUUGAGGCCUGAUAUGUCUGAGGAUGAACGACUUGCAUUCACCCAGAAGUAUGAGGAGCUUCUUGUUGCUGGAGGUGGCAUGUAUAUUGAGGUUUUUAACAGAGGAGUUAUUCCACUAGCAUAUAGCAUCAAGAAGAAAAACAAAGAAGGGGAAAGCAACACUUAUAUGGACGGCAUCUACCUCCUAUUCACCUACUUCACGAAGCCCGAGUCCAUUACCGCCCUUGAGGCAACACUAUUGGCGGAUGAUAAUGUUGUCCGAUCAACGAGCGUCAAAAUCAGGAAAAGGAAAUAUUAGUUUAUUUUGGCAACUCAAGUAGCUCUGAAAAAGGAUGGAUAGAAAAAAGAAUGUAACAUUCAUCAUUUAUUAUUGUGGUAUGCUUUUUUUCUUUUCAUAUGGAUUCAAGUAUUUUUGUAACAUGGUUGUAUUAAAUUAAAAGAGAGUUGUAGGUGCUAUUUCUACCAGUCUGCAAAGUUAUAUUAUGCCUAGUGCAAAGUGCUAUAUAUUGCCAUUAAGGUCCAAA
This is a messenger RNA of Cicer arietinum (chickpea), 927 nucleotides long. RefSeq names its product small ribosomal subunit protein bS6c. Gene Ontology annotation, biological process: translation. Lineage: Eukaryota; Viridiplantae; Streptophyta; Magnoliopsida; Fabales; Fabaceae. Gene Ontology annotation, molecular function: structural constituent of ribosome; small ribosomal subunit rRNA binding. Gene Ontology annotation, cellular component: ribosome. The record is from RefSeq and is a predicted model, not a curated record.